Molecule: messenger RNA, 4218 nt
Organism: Camellia sinensis
Lineage: Eukaryota; Viridiplantae; Streptophyta; Magnoliopsida; Ericales; Theaceae
Product: respiratory burst oxidase protein F
Cellular component (GO): plasma membrane
Molecular function (GO): peroxidase activity; NAD(P)H oxidase H2O2-forming activity; calcium ion binding
Source: RefSeq, a predicted model, not a curated record
GGAUUCAUUUCACAACACAGCUCCCACCACCAGUCCCUCUCCUCACCAGUGACACCACUACACACGCUUAACCGGAAUCAUCCACCGAUACAUACCUACAUACACAUAUAUACACGAAAAACAUCACUCCUUUUUUUAGGUGGCCUGUUUAGCCAUCUCUCUCUCUCUCUCUCUCUCUGUACGAAUUCAUUUUCAUGUAUACAUUAUUUGGUCAUAACUAGAGAGCAUCACUAACGUAACAAGUUUCUGGUCUUCUUUGGUUUGGUCCCCUCACUCUCUCUCUCUCUUACUGACUCCCUUCCCUACAUCGAACUUGUCUCUUUCUACCUUUUCUCCCUCCAGAUUCUUUUUCUCUUUAUAUGAUCAACGAACGAACCCCGUAUAUGUCUUUUCUCAGAGAUUCCAGACGCAUACCAGAGACCACUCAUUCAUACUCUCAUUAGACAUUAGCGGAGAUUGGAGAACAAACAUCGCUUAGUUUAGUUACUUAUACUGAUCAUACACAUAUAUAAUUUUUUUUUUUAAUAAUAAAUAGAUGAAAGGCUUUAUAAGGCACGAACGACGGUGGGCGUCGGACACCGUUCCAGGUAACACAUUGAGCGCGGGGUCGACGCCAGGAACUAACUCCGGAUCAUCGCCGGCAGCGGAGGAGUUCGUUGAAGUAACGCUCGAUCUCCAAGCCGAUGACACGAUCGUGCUUCGUAGUGUCGAGCCAGCGACGGUUCUCAAUAUCGACCGCGACAUCACCGUUGUCGGAGGAACGGACACUCCGGUAUCGCCGUCGUUCUCGGUGUCGGCCUCCGCCUCCGCCUCCGCCUCUGCCUCGAGGUCGCCGACGAUGCGGCGGAGUGUGUCGAUUAAUCGUCUAUUUCAGUUCUCGCAGGAGUUGAAAGCCGAGGCGGUGGCAAAAGCGAAGCAAUUCUCUCAGGAUUUGAAGGCAGAGUUGAGGCGGUUCUCGCGGAGUCACGGUCACGCCUCUCGAGUCCUCUCUUCUUCACCUUCUUCGGCGCUUCACAGCAUCGUCGUCGGACACAGUGGUGGUUUGGAAUCUGCUUUGGCCGCUCGAGCUCUCCGUCAACAACGAGCUCGGCUCGAUCGGACUCGUUCAGGUGCUCAAAAAGCUCUUCAAGGACUCAGAUUCAUCAGCAGUAGAAAAACUAACGGCGUCGAUGGCUGGAACGAAGUUGAAAACAGCUUCUACAAGCUUGCCAAGGACGGCUAUCUCUAUCGUUCCGAUUUUGCGCAAUGCAUAGGAAUGACAGAUUCGAAGGAAUUUGCACUGGAAUUGUUCGAUGCAUUGAGCAGGCGACGGAGGUUGAAGGUUGAUAAGAUCAGCAGAGACGAGCUUUAUGAGUACUGGUCUCAAAUCACUGAUCAAAGCUUCGAUUCUCGCCUCCAGAUCUUCUUCGAUAUGGUGGACAAGAAUGAGGAUGGCAGGAUCAAUGAAGAGGAAGUCAAAGAGAUCAUAAUGCUGAGUGCAUCUGCAAAUAAGUUAUCAAGGUUAAAAGAACAAGCAGAGGAAUAUGCAGCUCUAAUUAUGGAAGAGUUAGACCCUGAAAGGCUUGGCUACAUUGAGCUAUGGCAGCUGGAGACACUUUUGCUACAGAAAGACACAUAUCUAAACUACAGUCAAGCACUCAGCUACACAAGCCAAGCCUUGAGCCAGAACCUGCAUGGACUCAGAAAGAGAAGCCCAUUAAGAACAAUGAGCACAAAUUUUGUCUACUUCUUGCAAGAGAAUUGGAGGAGAAUUUGGGUUCUCUGUUUGUGGAUCAUGAUAAUGAUUGGUCUGUUCACAUGGAAGUUCUUUCAGUACAAACAGAAGGCAGCAUUCCAAGUCAUGGGUUACUGCCUCCUCACCGCUAAAGGCGCAGCCGAGACCCUGAAAUUCAACAUGGCUCUUAUCUUAUUGCCUGUGUGCAGGAACACCAUUACUUGGCUGAGGAACACCAAGUUGGGCUAUUUUGUACCCUUUGAUGACAACAUCAACUUUCACAAGACAAUCGCAGCAGGCAUAGUAGUCGGUGUCAUACUCCAUGCUGGGAACCACUUGGCGUGUGAUUUCCCGAGGCUUAUCAAUGAGCCUGAAAAAAAUUAUGAGACGUAUUUGAACGAUGAUUUCGGCAAACACAAACCCAAGUACAUCACCCUGAUUGAAGGUGUUGAGGGUGUGACUGGAAUUCUAAUGGUGAUCUUCAUGACCAUUGCUUUCACACUCGCCACACGGUGGUUCAGGCGCAGCCUUAUUAAGCUGCCCAAGCCCUUUGACAGGCUCACAGGCUUCAAUGCAUUCUGGUAUUCGCACCACCUUUUUGUCAUUGUCUACAUCUUGCUCAUCAUCCAUGGCAUGUAUCUGUAUCUCGUGCACAAAUGGUACCUCAAGACGACAUGGAUGUUCCUUGCUGUUCCUAUUCUUCUGUAUGCAGGGGAAAGGACCCUGAGAUACUUCCGAUCUGGCUUCUAUCCUGUCCGGCUUCUAAAGGUUGCUAUAUAUCCCGGAAACGUUUUAACAUUGCAAAUGUCCAAGCCUCCCCAGUUUCGGUACAAGAGUGGACAGUAUAUGUUCGUCCAGUGCCCUGCUGUUUCUCCAUUUGAGUGGCAUCCAUUUUCCAUAACCUCAGCCCCUAGUGAUGACUAUCUUAGCAUUCACAUCCGCCAACUAGGUGACUGGACACGAGAGCUUAAAAGGGUAUUCUCAGAGGCAUGUGAACCUCCGGUUGGUGGGAAGAGUGGGCUACUCAGAGCUGAUGAAACAACAAAAAAUAGUUUGCCAAAGCUCUUGAUAGACGGGCCUUAUGGAGCGCCAGCACAAGAUUAUCAAAAAUAUGAUGUCCUGCUACUUGUUGGUCUUGGGAUUGGAGCAACACCUUUUAUCAGUAUAUUAAAAGACUUGCUCAUCAACAUUGUCAAAAUGGAGGAGCAGGCUGAAUCAGUCUCAGACUUCAGCAGAGUCUCAGAUCAAAGUAUUGGGGCUACUGAUGAUUCUUCCUCUGUCAGUAAGGGGAAUCCAAAACGAAAGAAAACUUUAAAGACGACAAAUGCUUACUUCUACUGGGUAACUAGGGAGCAAGGCUCAUUUGAUUGGUUCAAAGGUGUCAUGAAUGAAGUUGCUGAACUCGAUCAAAGGGGUGUCAUUGAGAUGCAUAAUUACUUGACCAGUGUUUAUGAAGAAGGAGAUGCUAGAUCAGCCCUCAUCACCAUGGUCCAAGCACUUAAUCAUGCUAAGAAUGGGGUUGAUAUUGUAUCCGGCACUAGGGUGAGAACCCAUUUUGCAAGGCCGAAUUGGAAAAAGGUUCUUUCAAAAAUAUGUACCAAACACGCCAAUGCAAGAAUAGGAGUUUUCUACUGUGGGGCACCAGUCUUGGCUAAAGAACUCAACAACCUCUGUCAUGAGUACAAUCAAAAGGGUUCCACCAAGUUCGAAUUUCACAAGGAGCAUUUCUAAAAAAAACUAUGGUCAGUGCUUAUUGACCAUUAUUUAGUACUCUCCCAUUCCCACCAAGUCACACCCAUCUCUAAAUAAGAGGAAAAAAGAGGUUGCAGUAAAGCUUUGUACAUUCAUAAUAGAAAAUAAUAAGUCUAUCGCACAGAAUUAAAUUACAUAUCAAGAAUAUAUAUGUCAGUAUGGUAAAAUUCGAACUGAUGUAUACUUUCUUGAUAUUUUUGAGUAAUUUAAUUCUUAUUCUUAAAAGAGGAGUAGAUAAAGUAUGUAUACAACAUAUAUUUUUUUCACCAUACUAUUGGAUGGUGAGAUUGGGUUAUAGUAGUCAUACACAUGGCAACCAUCCAAAGGUGGUAGAACAAGUGGUAAGCUGACUCAACCUGGAAGAGGAUCAGAGUGGGAUACAGCUAAAAAAAGAGGUUUGACUUUGGACACGGUGGACAAAGACAGUUUUGAUGUAUCCCACGUGCUUGUGGGGCUAUGGAGGUGUAGGUGGAGGUGGCCCACGGCGGAGUAGGACAGGUUUUGUUUGGUUGUUUGUUGGACUUCUUCUUCAAAUUUUCAUGAAGUUGGACCAGAGAAUCCUUCUAGAAAAAGGGGCCACGUCGACGUGGAGUCAUCUUCAUUUUCUUUUAUGCUUAUAUCAAAUAUCAUUUUAGACUGUGUGUAAAAUGAAGUUUUUCAUGUUGUUUUUGAUUUGCGAAUUUGAAAAAUGAUUUGAAAAGAUAAAAGAUAAAAAUGUGUAAAAAAUAAAUGAAAUGUAGUUAUAAUUCAUU